AUGGAACUGCCGCACUUAGAGACCAGAUGGGACUACCGCACUAGACGAGAGUCAUGUCUUGUCAACCUUUACCCACAUCCAGCGGCACUCAGCCGGGUAGAAAUGAAAGGCUUAACUGAAGUUAUAAAGUUCGACCAUCAGGGAAUUAGAAGCGACUUCACUUUAGACAUAAUAGAGCUGACGAGAGAUGGCUUGCAAAAAGCAGGCACUUGGAUUGGACUUCACGAUGCCGUUCAUGAACCUGGGUUGUAUCGAAAGCCAAUCAAGCAGCCACCGAACCUCUUCUAUUUCCUGUCUCCCUUAUCACUGGACGUAUGGAUCUAUAUGGCCACGGCUUAUCUCGGCGUCUCUGUGCUACUUUUCAUUCUGGCGAGGUUCAGCCCGUACGAGUGGAACAGCCCCGGGAACUGUGUAGACGAGCCGCCGGUGCUGGAGAAUCAGUUCACUCUGUUAAACUCGCUGUGGUUCACUAUCGGAUUCUUGAUGCAGCAAGGUUCGGAUAUCGCACCGAAGAAGUCGAUGACGGCGACAUUUAUUUUAAUCGCCGCCCGGAGCUCCUCCCUUAAGCUGCCAGCCGGUUUCUUCUGCAUUCUCCGCGAACCUUUAGGCGUACACGGCAAUCCGCCUCGUUGCUGCCUUCACCUCCGUAUAUUUUACUUCCGACGACAUGUUUCGUUCCGCCAGGAAGUCGAUGACGGCGACAUUCAUUUUAAUCGCCGCCCGGAGCUCCUCGGCUGUGAGGUCAGACAACGGUUCGAGCUUCUGCGUCGUCUUCUCCGUCCUUGGCGUUACCUGCGACCUGCGCCCUUUUCAAAUACAGUGUUGUGUGUAAAAAGAAAAAAAAACAUAAACAAUCCACUUGAGGCAAGAUAA
Chilo suppressalis (striped riceborer) is the source of this 873-nucleotide messenger RNA. The record is from the annotation of a GenBank genome assembly. Lineage: Eukaryota; Metazoa; Arthropoda; Insecta; Lepidoptera; Crambidae.